Messenger RNA from Phanerochaete carnosa HHB-10118-sp, 1454 nucleotides. RefSeq lists its product as uncharacterized. Bases 570 to 1301 code for a protein of 243 amino acids. The transcript has a single exon. NCBI's taxonomy places the organism in Eukaryota, Fungi, Basidiomycota, Agaricomycetes, Polyporales, Phanerochaetaceae. The record is from RefSeq and is a predicted model, not a curated record.
CUUUUAUACCAAGGAACGGCACCGUCUGUUCCACGGCGAGCGAGCAUAUUUCAGUCGAGCGCCCCUGGCUUUACCACCGAACUCUGAUCCCGAGCGGCCGCUAUGGUGCUUCAUCGAUUCUGACACCGAGCUUCGCUCUCCUCCUGCGCUACUCGUUGGCCAUGGCAGCGCUCAUUUCCCUGUGCAAGCUAGCUCACCGAAGGCUGAUCGGUACCAAUCUUGGACCAAACAACGCAUAACCGUAGUUUGGGGUAUGCCCCUGUGGAAUGAAAGGGAUCCUCAGGCGGGGCGCGUCCCCUCAUGUUCCUCAUGAACCCUCUACUAACCUGUUCAUGCUUUCAGCCUCAAGCUGCAUGGACAAUAUCCUCCACUCCUCGAAGCUUUACAGAGCGCGUUGGUCAAUCCUCCUGAUCCGAACGCGUUCGAAGACGUCGCAGGCUUGAAGCAAGCUUGCGAAAUAUCACAGAAGUGCACGUUCCCAGAAGACCUGCCUACUCGCGAUCGUGCUGUGAGCGUACUCGAGGAAUUGUUGCGUCUCCGUAUGCAAUAUUACGGCGAAGCCCCUCGCGAUGUCUACAACGCCAUUUUUUUACCAGUCGUACGCCGAUAAGCGAAUCCAGAACGCGCUAGCGCAGUUAUCACUAGACGGCCUUGUAACGGCUAUGCAAGUGGUAGCGACUUCCGACUUGACGACGCACACUCUGGACCUUUCGCACGUGCUUGUGUCAUUUGCUGUUCGUCACGCCACAUCGUCCACCGAUGACGAUCGGUUCAUGCCCAAGUUCAAGUCGAGCGAAAUCGGUCAGCAGACGAUCAAACAAUACGGAUAUUUGCAACACAGGGAAGCCAAACGCCUAUUCAACGUCUAUGUGGGAAAUCCUCCAACGUCAGUGACUGGAGGCUGGAUUUUCGAAGGCCUCGUUCACAGCGUUCUAUGCGGCCAGAGCUCCGCCAGUAAUCUUCGCGGUCCCCUGCUCACCAUGAAGAGGGAGGGAAGUCGUACAGCUCCAAAAUUCGUCACCCAAGAGAAUAGCGAUGCAGAUGCGCCCCGACACUUGCCCCUUGGCCGUAGAUCAUUUACGGUCGUCGAUUUUGGCGAGAAAGCGUUUGCAUCCGCGUUCAUCAACAACAUCGAAAACCAGUCUUGUGUACCCAAAACUAAGAACAACCCGCUCUUCGACUCCUUCUUUGUAGAGCUGAAGACAGAUCCGGACACCGCCGUUGUGUGGAUCUUCCAAAUAACGACCGCCGAGGCUCACGGAGGCUCACCCCGCGGGUACCCGUUAAUCAAGGCUAUCUGAGAUGCUGUGGCUGCCCGUGCUCUUGUCAAAUUAUACUACGUCCUCGUUUGCCUCGGACCCGAGCGGACAGUGUCUUGGAAGAUGCCCGAAGGAUGGCAAAACUAUGAGGGAGACGUCUUCUGCCAGUUUAUCGACUUUUCGGUAUGUUGUCAC